AUGCUUUUCUAUCCUCAGGCAGCAUCUCAACGCCUUGUUCCCCAGCAACAGCACCACUCAAGGAACCGGGGCAGGUGGUGCAGGGGCCACGAAUCAUCCAAGCACGCAGGAGACGCCGUCUGCGCUUUCAACGGCACGGGAUACUCGAUCGACGGCAAGAUCUCUCAUAUUCCCGAGACAACCCUCUGCGGGAGCUGGGAAUCGCCCCUCUUUGCCCUCGGUAGGAAUUGCGAUGAAGCAGGAAUGCAGGCUGGCAUCGAUGUCAUGCACGUCUCUGAACCUCCGCGGGUGAAGAAAGACGUCAACACCCCGCUCCCAUCUCCGACGUCGCUUGACGGAAGAGUCUGCUCCCUCCCAUAUAACCCAUGGAACCUGGGCGACUGUGUCGACGGUGCAACGGUGACUGGCGUCCCGGUUCUACAGGUUGUUUCCGAUGGUGCGGGGCGUCAGCGUGUAUCUGCAUCUGCGUCUGCAUCUGCAUCUUCAGGAUCUGGGGUGGCGAGUGCGUCUCCGAUUACGACCAGUUCCAUUCGUAUGGUGUCUUCGGCUGUGUCUGGUGCGAGUCCUGCGGCGAGUGGUUGGGCUCCGAGCUCGAGUGGUGCUACUGCGACGGGCGCUGUUAACGUUGGCUCGGGGAGAGGUAUGGUGUGUGAUGGGGCUUGUUGGAGUAUGUUGCUGCUUGCUUCCCUGCGGGUGGUGGCUCAUGUCUUGUUGAUGCUUGGGCGGGAUUAGGUGUUUGGGAUUUUCUCAGCUGUUUCAAUCUAUGUUUCGUAUGGUUUUACCUUGGUUUUGCAUGAUUCCGUGAUGAUCACUCUUAAACUUGGCAAAUUACAGCGUACAGAAAUGUUCGACGUUG
Aspergillus novofumigatus IBT 16806 is the source of this 856-nucleotide messenger RNA. RefSeq lists its product as uncharacterized. NCBI's taxonomy places the organism in Eukaryota, Fungi, Ascomycota, Eurotiomycetes, Eurotiales, Aspergillaceae. Bases 1 to 732 code for a protein of 243 amino acids. The transcript has 3 exons. The record is from RefSeq and is a predicted model, not a curated record.